AUGACGGAGGAGGAAGAUCAUCCGCUGAUUGAGUCGCUCGCAUCAGUCAAACUCGGAGAUCCGUCAUUCGCGAGGCAGGAGUGCGAAUUGCUGUCCAAGUUCUUGUAAAUUGACACUUUCGAUCUUAUAUGUUGGAAGUUGUUCAGGGAGGAACAACAAGAGAGCAGUUUGGACAGUCUGAGCAUUCAUUUGCUCUGCACCAAUCUUAUCAGAAAUCGGAUUUGCAGCAAGUGAGUUAGCACGUGUUCAUUCUCAUUCCCUUGAAUGUUUCCUGCCUUUUCCCAGAGAGUUCAUUGAAAGCCGUCCGGCCAAGAAAUGGCUUUUUCUGAUCUUCCGCGUGGCUCGGAAUCUCUUUCGCGACAAAUCCAGAAUCGCUACAUUUCAUUCCGCCGAACUGCACUCCAACUUUGUCCAGGCAAGUCUCUUUUUCCCUCCUUUCGUUGCCUCUCCAAUCAGUUUCCAUAACUCGUUUUCUCAUUUCGAAAACCAACUUUCUUUCGCCUUUUCCUUCCAGACGUUCCAAUUCAUUGCCUCUCGCUUUCUGCGCAACGAACACGAUUGGAAUGUGGCCGUUGUAAACUGUUUGAGUACGCGUUUGGUCCUUUUGUUUGUUUGUUGAAGAACACUGUUUCAGAUGUCACUCAGAAGCUGAUAGAUAGUGGCGAAAAUGCGCAAAAGUUCGUGGAGUAUAACCUAGAGGACGGCGUUUUGAUGCUGUUGGGGACGAGGCAGAUGACCGUACUACAGCACUCCCUCGAGGUAUCAGGAGUUGAAAAUGGGAAGAAGUUAAAAGAAAAGAUGUUCAGAUAUUGGGACGGCUAUCAGAUUGGUCCACGUCUUGUCGGGAGAGUUUGUGCGAGUCGAACACAAUCGACGUCUGUUUGCAGUUGAUUCCCGACGGAGAUAUUCUCACUCAAAAGUAAGAACCGACAAUAUCUUCUUUCUACGCAUUUUCCUUUCAGACUUUGCGUCAGUCUUCUCCGUAUUCUCUCAUGCGAAGAGCAAGCCCGCGAACAGAUCAGGAUCUACGACGGCGUUCCCACUCUUCUCGGCCUGCUCUCCAUCAAGAAUUCACGUCUCCAAUGGCACGUUGCCUGGACACUGGCCCAGCUCGCCGAGCAAGUCGAGACUUCUCUGGAGAUUGCCCAACUCGGAGGAAUUAACCUAAUAAUUGCUGCCAUCGCAAAUCCGAAGCCACCCGGAAAAGCGAUCGGCGACUGGGUGGCCAUGCUCACAGGACUCACUGCGCUUCUGGCUCAAUUGGCCCAGGCGAGCAGCAAUCAGCAGAUGAUGUGCAAUGCGAAUGGAGUGUAUAUACUUGGAAAACUGUUGGCGAUCCGGAAACACGUUCAGACGGAGGAGCCGAUCGAUUCGUGGCACUUGCUGCAGUGUUCGAUAUUCAGAGUGCUCAGGUUGAUGUUCACGUUUGACAGGGCCCGACAGCUUCUGAAGAAAGUGCUGCCAACAGAGAUUCUAGAGAAAUUUGUAGACGUCGGGAAUUAUAAUAGUGUGCUGACGGACUACGGAGAGAUAUCGACGAUGUACGACAAUCUGAUUGUAAGUUCCGAGAGAGUGCAUUGGAAGAGAACUGAAGUAGAUAUCUUUAGGAAGAGGAUAUCGACGUGAUGAAGGACUGGGAAAGUGUGAACGAACGGAGACAGGCAGUCGGAGAGGUGGGAGAGUUCGAACUGCUGGAUCAGUUGGGAGCCGGGGCAUUUGGAUGCGUGUACACGGUGCGGAAGAAAGCGCAGAGUCACACGGAGACGCCAGCGAAGUUGUUCGCACUGAAAGAGAUCUUUAUGACGAAUCUGAACGAUCGGGAAUCGGAUAAGAGCUUCGGUGACGUGAUCAGCGAAGUGAAGAUCAUCAAGCAGCAGCUGAGACAUCCGAACAUUGUGAGAUAUCGGAGGAUAUUCGUGGAGAACCACCGAUUGUACAUUGUGAUGGAUCUGAUUCAAGGAGUUUCGUUGCGAGAACACAUCAUAACGAUGAAGGAGAAGAAGGGAAAUUUCGAGGAGACAAAAGUAUGGGCGAUGGUGGUGCAAGUGAGUCAGAGGAGCACAAACGGAGAAAACGGAAACGUUUCAGAUGAUGUUGGCACUUCGAUACUUGCACAAAGAGAAGCAAAUAGUUCAUAGGGAUUUGAAACCAAACAAUAUAAUGAUAACGACUGACGAGCGAGUUGUUAUAACCGACUUUGGAUUGGCCAAACAAAAGGGACCGGAAUACAUGAAGUCGGCGGCGGGCACCAUCAUUUACAGUUGUCCCGAGAUUGUUCAGAACUUGCCAUACGGCGAGAAGGCGGAUAUAUGGUCUUUUGGUUAAUCGCCUUUUUAUUUAUUUCUACGAGAAUACUGGUUUUUCAGGAUGUUGUGUAUAUGAAAUGUGUCAAUUGAAACCCGCCUUCCACUCCACCAAUAUGCUCACUUUGGCGUUGCAAAUCGUCGAAGCAAAGUACGAUCCGUUGGAGGAGUCGUGGAGUGAGAACCUUCGAACUCUGGUGACUUCGUGUCUCGCCCCGGAGCCUUCUGAACGGCCCGACAUAUUGGCAAUCUCCGGAAUGUGUGGGCCACGUCUUCUAGAGUAUUUGGAUGACGUGGCACGACAACAAGCGACCACUUCUGAUAUGACCUCAUCAAUCUCUAAUUACAACAACAAGUUCGACGAGUCUCCGUCGUCGCUCAACUCCUCCACCAGUUCGUAUCGGAGACCGAGCAGGACAAAGUACUCAGCCAACGGAUUCUUACCUCCAAUCAAUCCUGCACAAAGUAAGUCCGAAAACUGAUUAGCUCCAACCAAUUGCACUGUUUUUCAGGACGAAACCAUUCGAUGUCUGCCGGAGAGACUCCGCGUGCGGCCUCCGUCAGCGUCGUCCUUCUUCCUCGCAUCACCGACAAAUACUGUAACAUGUUUCCUUCCGCUCCGGCCGCCAUUCCUAGUCGGCGUCGAGUGCAAACGUGCUCCACCGAGCAUCCGACACGCAGCUCCUCCUCCACAGAUCUCAAAGUCGCCAAGCCUUCCGACGGUCUCUCCGUGAGCAGCAAUGCUCUUCGACAGAUUCAAGACCCCGUACUCAUGAUUCUCAAUCAAAUCCAUCGGAUUAUGGUGGUAACUGACAAGGAAAGCAUCUCAACUUCAAUGAAUCAUCAGAAGAGAUUGGUGGAGAUGUUCAGGAAGAACAUAUUGGGAAGGGAAAGUGAUGCACUCCAGAUGAAGACCCACUUGAGGAAACUGGCCGUGGAGUCUCCCGAGGAAAUUAACAUUAAUUUGGGUUUCUCUGAUUUCCGUCCAGCUCUCGUACAAUCAAAUUUGAACGGAUAUCAGAAAGGUUCCCACUAUUUGCUCAUUUUCAUAAGAGCUUUUUGAUAUUUCAGAUCAGAAAGUGACGAAGAUCACGUACGAACAACUGUCCGGUUGCAUUCAGAGCCUGAUCUCCGAGAAUCCCCCGGUGAACAAGUGA
Molecule: messenger RNA, 3460 nt
Organism: Caenorhabditis sp. 36 PRJEB53466
Lineage: Eukaryota; Metazoa; Nematoda; Chromadorea; Rhabditida; Rhabditidae
Source: the annotation of a GenBank genome assembly